AUUAUAACUAAAUAUUUGCAAUAAAAAAGAAAAAAAGACAUCAAAAACAAAGUGUACAACAGCAAUAAGAACAACAAUGGGUUUUGCACAAUUUCUAAAGGUUUGCCUUUUUGUCAUGUUUAAUAUAAACUGCUCCCUUGUUUAUGCUCGAAUAAGUUUUCAAAAGGACCAAAGGAUGGACUAUGUGUUUCCCCCACUGAUUGAGAAAUCUGUUGAUUCUAGAAUUCCUGAAGGACAUCUAAGACCACUCGGGUUUCAGCGACAUCCUGAUGGCAAAGUACAAGAAACAAAAGGAAUGCCCAGUCCGGAAUCAUUCUACAAAUAUAUUCAAGACAACCAGCCUGUAAUGAUGUCAGGAGCAAUGAAGAAUGUCCCAAUAGCUAAAACAUGGGAAAAAGAUGAUUACUUAAAGGAAAAGUAUGGGAAUAUAUCUGUGCCUGUGAGUGUGCGGAAACAACAAUUUCCAGGUCAAGUGAGAAUCGUUCAAAUGAAAUUCAAGAAAUUCCUUCUUGAGUACAUGUAUGAAGACUGGUAUCUUGCAACAACCAUUCCACUUCAAAUGGCUAGUGAACUAACUAUUCCUCAAUGUCUCAGUUGUGGAUCUUAUUUCCACCGUCUGCUUGAGUCUGAGUUAUGGAUUAGCAGUGGUUUUGCCAAUACCCAACUACACAGUCAUUCCGAUCAUAUUCUACACUGUUUGCAGUUUGGACGUCGAGAUUUUAUUCUCAUGAAAAAGGAAUACAAGAAAAAUUUCGAAUUUGUGGAAGAGUAUCCCACAUCAAUUUCUGGUCAUUCUCCACUGGACAUGAACAAAAUAAACAUGUUCAAACAUACCAACUUUGCAAAAACCCCAUGGGUAUAUGCUAGUCUCUAUGGUGGAGAUUGUCUGUAUAUACCGGCUGAAUACUUGCAUCAGGUGAGAUCUUACGGAAGAGCCAUUUCCUAUACAAUCCACUUUUCGCCCUCUACUCAGUUUGAUCUAAGGGGCUGCUUUGGAGAUGAAGUCCAAAAAACAUUUAAACUUACAGAUGCCAAUUUCUUAUGGACAUUCACUGGAGGGCAUAAGCAACUAUCUAAUUUAAAAUUCAGCCCAGAAAGUUUCCAGAAACUUCUACAACUUUUGCUAGGAGCUGGAGACAGACUUUCUUUUCACCAGUUUGAACAUUUUUAUGACAUGGCUUUAAAGCAAGACAACAAAAGACCCCCUGCGUUGGAAGUCUUCUGGAAGAUGGCAAAAAAAGACAAAGAUUAUAUGACUCGUCAUGAAAUUGAUAAUUUUUCUCCUGACAAACUGAUGGUGGUCGUGAAAGUUCUCAAUUCUAGAUUCUCAAAAAAGAAAGAUGAACUUUAAAAUAAUACUUAAUCUCAGCCUGCCGCAUCAUCAUCAUCAUCAUCAUGAUUAUUAUUAUAAUUAUUAUUAUUAUUAUUUUAUUAUUAUUAUUAUUAUUAUUAUUAUUCUAUGUUUGACUUUUGC
Messenger RNA from Octopus sinensis (East Asian common octopus), 1474 nucleotides. Its product is annotated as bifunctional peptidase and arginyl-hydroxylase JMJD5-like. The transcript has 8 exons. Gene Ontology annotation, molecular function: 2-oxoglutarate-dependent dioxygenase activity. Bases 77 to 1351 code for a protein of 424 amino acids. The record is from RefSeq and is a predicted model, not a curated record. NCBI's taxonomy places the organism in Eukaryota, Metazoa, Mollusca, Cephalopoda, Octopoda, Octopodidae.